Molecule: messenger RNA, 884 nt
Organism: Drosophila takahashii
Lineage: Eukaryota; Metazoa; Arthropoda; Insecta; Diptera; Drosophilidae
Product: cuticle protein 76
Source: RefSeq, a predicted model, not a curated record
AGCCUGCUUUCAACUUCAGUCUUCCGAACCGUCCAGUCAUCCCAACCAAUCACCAUGGCCUUCCGCUACCUCAUCCCUCUGUGCGCCCUGGUGGCCUACGCCAAUGCCGGUCUCUUGGCCAGCCAUGUGGCCAUUGCCAAUCCCUCGGUGGAUGCCGUCGCCUCCACCCAGCAGAACGUGGUGAGGUCCUUUGCCGGCACCGUGUCCAGCUACUCGAAGGCGGUGGACACCCCGUACUCCAGCGUGAGGAAGAGCGACACUAGGAUCCAGAACAAUGUCUAUACUCCGGCUAUUGCCAAGACCACUUAUGCUGCUGCUGCUGCUCCUGCUGCUCUGUACACUCAGGCCACUCCCAUUGUGGCCAAGACUCUGGUCCAUGCCCCAGCUCCCGUCGUGGAGAAGCAUGUCUACGCUGCUCCAGCUCCAGUUUUGGCCAAGACUCUGUACGCCGCUCCUGCUCCAGUUGUGGCCAAGACUGUGUAUUCCGCUCCAGCUGCGGUUUAUACUGCUCCCGCUCCAGUUGUAGCCAAGACCGUUUACUCCGCUCCCGCUCCAGUUUAUGCUGCUCCAGCUCCAGUUGUAGCCAAGACCGUUUACUCCGCUCCCGCUCCAGUUUAUUCCGCUCCCGCUCCUGUUUUGGCCAAGACCGUGUCCUAUGCCGCUCCAGUGGCCACCACCAACGUGAACCACGGACCCGCCGCCACCACCUACACCCACAAUGCCCCCGCUCUGGGCGUCUCCAGCUAUGGCAGCUCCCAGACGGUCCACUACUCCCCCGCCAAGAGUGUGUCGCACAUGAGCUUCGAUGGAUUCGGAACCCACUGGGGUUUCUAAGUUAAAAGACUUGGCCUCUUGGCUCGAGCAGUUGUUAAUGUUUGUUGGUC